AUGGCUCCCAGUAUUACUCAAGUGCUCAACGUCCGCACGCCUGCUGCCAGACGGCAGCUCGCAAAGACGUCGGUCGAUCUACUGCGCAAUCUGCUCUUCGUGCUGUUCCUCCUGCGCUACUCCCGAGUCGCACUAACACAUCUCUACGGCUAUGGACCCGUCGCAAGCGCGAAGAUGGGCUAUGCCGCUCUCCGCAAGUCACUCUACCGCAUAUUCUUGAGGCUACCUGGAGUACGAGGCAAGGUCCAAGCCGAGAUCAAGCAGUCACUGGACGAAUUGGAGAAGAAACUUGUGCCUUCUGGCCCGGGUAUCACAAGAUACACAUCACUGCCUGCCUCAGGAUGGGGUCCUGAGCAAGUGCGCGCCGAACUGGAAAAGCUGCACGAGAUGAAGCACACUCGCUGGGAAGAUGGCAGAGUGUCUGGCGCUGUCUACCACGGCGGCAAGGAACUUCAGGACUUGCAGAUGGAAGCCUUUGGCAAGUUUGGUGUUGCCAACCCAAUCCAUCCCGAUGUCUUUCCUGGUGUCAGGAAGAUGGAGGCCGAGGUGGUGGCAAUGGUCUUGGGCAUGUUCAACGCACCUGCCGACGGUGCUGGUGUCACAACCAGCGGAGGCACAGAGUCCAUCAUAAUGGCUGUCCUCAGUGCCAGAGAAAAGGCUCGCAUCGAACGCGGCGUCACCAAGCCUGAGCUCAUCUUGCCCGAAACAGCACACACUGCCUUCCGCAAGGCUGCCUCCUACUUCAACAUCACCGUCCACUACGUACCCUGCCCAGCACCCAGUUACAAGGCUUCUCUCUCCCACGUCUCUCGCCUCUUGAAUAGCAACACCAUCCUCCUCGUCGGCAGCGCUCCCAACUUCCCCCACGGCAUCAUCGACGAUAUCCCCGGUCUCUCCCGCCUCGCUCUGCGCAGAAACAUUCCUCUACACGUGGACUGCUGUCUGGGCUCUUUCCUCGUUCCCUUCCUUGAGCGCGCAGGCUACGAUACCGAGUUGUUCGACUUCCGCGUCAAGGGCGUCACCUCCAUCUCUUGUGACACACACAAAUACGGCUUUGCUCCAAAGGGCAACAGUACAUUACUCUACCGCUCUGCAGCCCUUCGCAAGUACCAAUACUUCAUCUCCCCUGAUUGGAGUGGUGGUGUUUAUGCUUCUCCCUCUAUGGCUGGUUCUCGUCCUGGCGCUCUGAUUGCAGGCUGUUGGGCGAGUAUGAUGAGCGUAGGUGAGGCUGGCUACAUCACGUCUUGCCACCAAAUCGUCGGUGCGGCAAAGAAGAUGGCAGAAGGUCUUCGCAGCAGGGACACUCUCCGCAACGACCUCUAUAUCCUCGGUAAACCCCUGGUCUCAGUGGUGGCUUUCUCUUCUGACACCCUGGAUAUCUACAACAUUGCCGAUGGCAUGAGUAGCAAGGGCUGGCACUUGAAUGCUCUGCAAUCUCCUGCUGCCAUCCAUGUCGCCGUCACCCUCCCCAUUGUUCCUGUAGUCGACGAGCUUCUCAACGAUCUCGAAGCUUGCGUAGAAGAGGAAAGAGAAAAGCAAAGACAAGCCAUUGUAGAAGGCAAAGGCAAACCACUCAAAAAGGGCGACGCAGCCGCUCUCUACGGUGUUGCUGGAGCAUUACCAGAUAAGAGUAUCGUUGAGGAUUUGGCUGCCGGUUUCUUGGAUUGUUUGUACAAGGCUUAG
Aureobasidium subglaciale EXF-2481 is the source of this 1683-nucleotide messenger RNA. RefSeq lists its product as uncharacterized. The transcript has 2 exons. The record is from RefSeq and is a predicted model, not a curated record. Gene Ontology annotation, cellular component: endoplasmic reticulum. Gene Ontology annotation, molecular function: sphinganine-1-phosphate aldolase activity; pyridoxal phosphate binding. Gene Ontology annotation, biological process: carboxylic acid metabolic process; sphingolipid catabolic process. Lineage: Eukaryota; Fungi; Ascomycota; Dothideomycetes; Dothideales; Saccotheciaceae. Bases 1 to 1683 code for a protein of 560 amino acids.